AAAACUUCCAAAAUCCAAAUCGACAGAAUGAAGGGCCAAAGAAGCAAUGGGUCUCGGCAAAGAGAAUGCCAUCUGCCAAAGCUCAGAUCAAUGGUAUGCGGCAAGUAACCGCCGCCGUCGCCGCCGGAGACUACCGUGGCCAGCCGCCUGCUGGUAGAGAUUUGAUAGAAGCUCUGUUUGUGACGUCCCCGAAUUGGGACAUAAAUGCCUCGGAAUUUAUGGCAGACGAUAAGAGAAUGGACGAUAUUCGGAAACGGCAUCAAGUCUGGAUCGUUCGGGAUUGGCCAACCAAUCCAAGCGUCCUCAAAAUCUUCAGCGAGUCCGUAUCUAAUCUCCAAGCAGCUAUUAAUACACUCAACCAAACCUUUCACGACGAGCGCAUAUCAAAAGACCUUUUGACUUGGGUGAUAAUCCCCCAGAAGAGCUCGAGAAUAACCGAAGACACUCGUAUACGACUUUAUCCUCAUGAAAGGCCUCGAGUAAGUAGGCAGUUUACCGAGCCUAAUGACAUACCAAAAACUGCGGCGGCAAUUCUCCAAGAGCUACGCCCACAUAUUCAGGCUGCUACAAAAUGUCUGAAGAGCGCCACUUGUGAAAUCAAGAUGCGUUUGUCUUUUGGGCUCCUUUGUGUCGAGAGGUUCAAGAAGGACCAAGCAAAUCUAGUCAAUUGGGAUGAAUACGUAAUUCUAGUGAAAGAUUACUCACGCCGCUGUGGUCUUCCGUUUACUACUCGCUUUAGAGAAUACCGUCUUGCGAAUAGCUUUAUAACCCGUAUGCUGGAAUAUGAUGGCAUCGGUGACCUUCGUCUGGAUCACAAAAGCACGAGACGCACGUACACCUUGUUUCUCACUAUGAUGCACGGAAAAGAAUUAGUGGUGGAAAACUGGUCGAACGAUGAGUCCGCGUUAUCCCGAGCUAAGCUUGGUAAUGGACACCCAAGGCCCUACAUCGACUGGAUAGUAACGGCUCCAGAUAUGAUGCUUGAUUGGAGCCUUCAUGCAGAAACGUGGGGAUAUGAAAGUGUCCCGAAAGAUCUCUUAGAACUACUCAAAACCCUAAGGCACAACAUCCGCUACAACGAAGAUGAGAACAAUUUUCUCCUACCCUCUCAGGUAGUAGUAACCAAAGACCCAAGGGACUGGAAAGACCAAAUUUACCUCACUCGACUGAAGACAUCGUUUAUCGCAGAAUUUCAAGACAGUCCCUACGUGCUGGAGAUAAGUAUGACACAGGAGUGGCAAGGACUCAAAACCCGCGCGCCAGAGCAAAAGGUUAUAUGGCAAAUGGACUUUUAUGGCAAACACUGGGAUUCUGCAAUGAAUCAAGUUAAUCCAGUUGAUCAGAGAAAGGAUUUUGGAGAAGGAUUGAGGAAUAUCUGGGUUGGGACGGAUCCUGAUAUCUUGAAUAGAUUUUUGGAGUUCCUUGAGAACUUUUUAAAGGUCCAGCAGCAGGUACACUUCCCUGUAGAGGACCCUGAAGAGGAUGAAGUAAAGGACGAAUAG
Molecule: messenger RNA, 1502 nt
Organism: Trichoderma asperellum CBS 433.97
Lineage: Eukaryota; Fungi; Ascomycota; Sordariomycetes; Hypocreales; Hypocreaceae
Source: RefSeq, a predicted model, not a curated record